AUGAACGGUCCUGGAAGAAUAAAUUCCGAUUGCAAACCGAGACGAAUCUGUCUCAAGCGACCGGACGCAAAUAACGCUGUAACGAGAACCGGGCGGAUCAAAAGCCAAGCUCAUCCCACGUAUUUCACCCAAAGCCCGUCCCUUUUCGCCCGGUUUGAGAAUAUCGGAGCAGGAAUUAAUCGUUGGAUUGUAGAUGCGGUGCCCAUGUUUGGACCGGAGCAAGAGCAGGCCGCAAGUGCACCUUCUGUCAGUGAUCGGCCUACUAUAAUAUUUGGUGCUGAUCUCACACAUCCUCAUCCUGGAGAGGAUUCUAGCCCAUCGAUUGCUGCU
Molecule: messenger RNA, 330 nt
Organism: Striga asiatica
Lineage: Eukaryota; Viridiplantae; Streptophyta; Magnoliopsida; Lamiales; Orobanchaceae
Source: the annotation of a GenBank genome assembly